AUGAUAAUAAUUGAUAUAAUGAAGGAGAGGGUUUCAGACAUUUAGAAUAUCUACAAUAAUAGUAUGGCAAUAAAACAAAUUAAGUAUAGAGAGAAACUUCGGUAAAUCUAAGAGGCUGACAUCAUGAGUUCGCUCUAUUAAUUUCGUAAAUUGACACAAUAGGAUUUAGCUCAAUUCCAAGAAGGAGCAAAACAAAUAUUUAAAAUAAUUGCGCCAGGAUUUGAUACACGAUUUAGUGAAAUCACUCUCACUUCCACCAGCAAAGUGUUCAUAGAGUUGUACUAACAUUUUGGUUUCGUGCAAAAAAGUGACGCAUUGUACAAUGAAUUACUUCACAAUUCCAAGUAGCAGAUAUUUCUGUGUCUCAUUCAGCAUUUGAUAGAUCUAACCAAAAUUGCAUUGAAGUGUGCUGUCAAACGUUUUUUGGACAUGAAGCUCUUUUGUAUAGGUAAAGAGAUUGAAAAGCCUCCCAUUUUAUUAAGCAAAAGAGUUGAAAUGAUUCAACUUGGAGCAGUUAAAAGGAAUAAAAUUAAAAGAGUUAUGCGAAGUGAAUCCAAUUCUUUACAUUAAUCUGAUAAAAAGUAAGAUCUUAGAAUUAUUAUUGAUAAAAAAGAUCGACUUUCUUUUCACGAUGUUAUUUCUCAUUAUGAUAAAAGUGAAAUCAUCAAGAAAAAUAUAAGAAAUUAUGACGAAAUCAACGUCGAUAACGUAUCUACCACUUGCAAUAGAAACAUCUAAAGAUAUCAAAGUGUCUAGAAGAACACUGAACCCACUACAUAACGAUUACAAUUCCCUAGCAUCUAUAAGAAUUCCAAUUCUGCUCUAUACAAAGUUCUGAGAUAGCGCAAUCAAUCCAUCAGUCUAACCAUAUCCAAUUACAUCAAAGAAUUGCAAGACAAAGGAACUUAUAAAGAAUGA
Molecule: messenger RNA, 918 nt
Organism: Paramecium tetraurelia
Lineage: Eukaryota; Ciliophora; Oligohymenophorea; Peniculida; Parameciidae
Exons: 3
Source: RefSeq, a predicted model, not a curated record